AUGUGCAACACGAUCCAUCGCAAAGACAAAUGGUUGGAUCACUGUAAGAAGAAACAUAGUUACAAGUUUAAGAACAAUUUAAAAAUCAAUUAUAAAGUGGUUGAAAUAAAAGUCGACAACGGCCCAUGGCAAAAAUACGUUCCAGACCCAAGCCCAAGCCAAUCUACAUCCCUGGAUGACAUCCCUCAUACUUUGACGAGUAGGCCUACCCAAGACCAAGAUGAAGAUGUUUUUGAGCCAACAUCAGAAAGUUUCCAAGAUAAAUCUACCAGCGAGAUCGAGACUGAUGCAAUUACUCUACCACUACUAGAAGUCACAGACUCUGAACUAGAAACACAAAGAUCAAACCAAGAGCUGGAAGAACAGGAACCUGACAAUUUUGGAACAAGUGAUGUAGAUGAACCAGACUCGGAUAUUUCAUCUAAUGAAGAUCACAGUGAUCCAGCUUCAUAUGCUAACCUCAAGCUCUCUCCUGAAGACAUAAAUGUGGCUCUAAAUUUGGAAAAUCAAGACUUAUCAUCAAUAGAAUUUCCUUCAACGGGUGGAAGAAAAUUUAAUCCUCUGUGGAAAAAUUGUAUAUUGCCCAAUAACAGUGUGAAACCUAGGAAGUGGCUAGUGUACAGUAAAAAAAAGGACGCUGUAUUUUGUUUGCCUUGCACACUAUUUGCACUUCCAACUGAACGGUCUGUAUGGGGAACAACCGGCUACAGAGGGUGGACAGAGCAUAGAGGAGAAAGAGAUUUUUUACUCCACGAGACUUCCAAAAAUCAUAUAUCUGCAGAGGUUGCCAGAAUUCAAUGGAUCUCACAAAAGAGAAUAGAUUCGAGCCUUGCUCAACAAUGUAACAGAGCAGUUGACCAAAACCGAGAAGUCCUGUCAGUUGUCAUUGAUUGUUGUAGUUACUUGAGUGAGGAAAUGAUUGCCUUUCGCAAAAACGAUGUUUUAGAAGGAAAGCUGUUAGGGUUAUUUAGACUUAUAGGAAAAUAUAGCCCAGAUGCGAGAGUUUACCUUGAAAAAAUUGAUAGAGCAAGGGCUGAGAAUGUAAGACUGGGAUCUAAUUUCUUGAGUUACAGGAAUAUUUUUGAUCUUAUCAAUACAAUGAGUGACGUGGUAGUUAAUAAAAUUGUAACAAGUGUGAAUUUAACCAACAUUUAUUCGAUUAUACUAGACUCUACCCAGGAUGUGAGUAAAAAAGAAUGUACCACUAUCAUAGUUCGCUACAUUGAGCACAUGGAUGAUACACAACAAACUACAAUAUCAAACGUAAAACCAAAAGAGCGCUUGGUCAAGGUUUUUACAAGUGGGGAUACAUCCGGGGAAAUGUUGUUUAGAGAGCUAAAGAAAUGCUUAAAAGCCCUAAACCUUGAUCCCAAAGGUAUAGUGGGCCAGAGUAUGGACGGUGCAGGGAACAUGAGAGGGCAGUUCAAAGGUCUCAAAUCACUAGUCACAAAAGAAAACCCUAAAGCUUUUUAUGUAUGGUGCUGCUCUCACAGGUUCGCCCUUGUUGUAGAGCAGUCCCUUGAUAUAUGCUGUCAAAUGAGGAAUUUGUUUUCAUUCUUGGAAGAUUUGUAUGUUUUCAUGUCAGGCCACAGGAGACACCACCUUUUGCUCGAAAAUCUAGAAAAGGGGGAAAAAAGAAGCAAGAGACGCUUAAAAAGAGUACAGACUACUCGUUGGUCGAGUAAAACUGACGCCCUUCAAACCAUUGUGAGUUGUUUUGAAACAAUAAGAGAUACAUUGCAAGAUUUGUCGACUGACAAGAAUUCUGACAACAACACCAAAGCCAAAGCAAUAGGCCCUCCUAAAGCAAAUGACAGAUUUUGA
Homalodisca vitripennis (glassy-winged sharpshooter) is the source of this 1824-nucleotide messenger RNA. RefSeq lists its product as uncharacterized. Lineage: Eukaryota; Metazoa; Arthropoda; Insecta; Hemiptera; Cicadellidae. The record is from RefSeq and is a predicted model, not a curated record. The transcript is spliced from 2 exons. The coding region runs from base 1 to 1824 and encodes 607 amino acids.